Molecule: messenger RNA, 1898 nt
Organism: Saimiri boliviensis boliviensis (Bolivian squirrel monkey)
Lineage: Eukaryota; Metazoa; Chordata; Mammalia; Primates; Cebidae
Gene: PSTK
Product: phosphoseryl-tRNA kinase
Molecular function (GO): kinase activity; tRNA binding
Source: RefSeq, a predicted model, not a curated record
GGAGACACUGCGCGUGCGCACUGGGAAGACGGUGGCUCGGAGGCGACGCUCGCAGGCUCCUCCGGUCUGCCCCGGGCAGCAUGAAGACCGCCGAGAACUCCAGAGGAACCGGCAGCGACGGGCCGCUGAAACGAGGCCUCUGCGUCCUCUGCGGCCUCCCCGCGGCAGGAAAAUCGACUUUCGCGCGCGCCCUCGCCCACAGGCUGCGGCAGGAGCAGGGCUGGGCCGUCGGCGUCGUCGCGUAUGAUGACGUCAUGCCAGACGCGUUUCUCGCCGGGGCAAGCGCUCUCCCGGCGCCAUCCCAAUGGAAAUUGCUUCGACAGGAACUGUUGAAGUACCUGGAAUACUUCUUGAUGGCUGUGAUUAAUGGGUGUCAGAUGUCUGCCCCACCCAACAGGACUGAAGCCAUGUGGGAAGAUUUUAUAACCUGCUUAAAGGAUCAAGAUCUGAUACUUAAUGCAGCAUUUGAGGCCCAGUCUUGCUACCUCUUAACAAAAACUGCUGUUUCUAGACCUUUAUUUUUGGUUUUGGAUGACAAUUUUUAUUAUCAAAGUAUGAGAUAUGAAGUCUACCAACUGGCUCGGAAAUAUUCAUUGGGCUUUUGCCAGCUCUUUUUAGAUUGUCCUCUUGAGACCUGUUUACAGAGGAAUGGCCAGAGGCCACGAGCACUGCCUGCUGAGACCAUCCGCCUGAUGGGAAGAAAGCUGGAAAAGCCCAACCCUGAGAAAAAUGCCUGGGAACACAACAGCCUCACACUGCAGAGUCCAGUGUGUGCCUCAGGGGCCAGCCUGGAGGUGACUGAUUUAUUGCUCACUGCUUUGGAAAAUCCAGUAAAAUAUGCUGAGGACAAUCUGGAACAAAAGGACACAGACAGAAUUAUUUGUUCAACAAACAUUCUUCAUACAGCUGAUGUGACACUCCGAAGAAUUGUAUCUCAGACAAUGAAGGAAGCAAAAGGUAUGAUGUGUCAGUUAUGUGGUAAUCAGGAAGGCUUCUCAGAGAUGACAUUUAAGCAAAGAUGUAAAAGAAGAGAAAGAACAAACCGUCCAGGUAUCUGGAGGACCAUUCUAGGCAAUGAACACAUCAAGUGCAGAAGCCCAGAAGCUGGUUGUUUGGAAUGUUACAGAAUCAGAGAGAGGCCAUUGAGCAUGGCGUGAAGUAAGAAAGGGGGAGAGGUAGUCAGGGGCCAGGUGUCAGAUCAGCAUGGAAUUUGAAUAAAAUCAAUGUAUUUUAAAUCUGAAUUUAUAUAAUAGAUGAACUAUGUGGUAACUAUAGUUUUAUGCAAUAAUUCCAUUAGGUUUUGAAUACUGUAUUGUUAUAUUUAAAAUUGUAUCUUUAAAAGCCAGCAACUAGCAUUUUUUGAACACCUUUGUAUACGUUAAGUGCCUUACAAAUAUUGUUUGUAAUCUUCACAGUCCUAUAAGGUACAUGUAAUUGUACAAAUGGGGAAAGGGAGGUUCACAGAGGACCAAGUAACUUGUCCCAAGACUGAACAGCUACUACAUAUUUGGGUAACCUGGGGUCCAGAAUUACAUCCAGUUCCACUCUGAGCCUCCCAUUCUGCUGCCCUGUAUCAUCAUCAUUUAUUAUCUUUACAAAACUUAGAACAUGGGAAAAGGAAACAAUAUACUAGCCAUACCAUUUUCAAACUUUUAUAAAACCAUGUUGUACAAGUUGAUUUUGUUGUAACCCAGUGUCUAACCCAGCACACAAACGCAUGUGUGGAAACAAGUUUCACAAAACACCUUCACAUGUUUAAUGAACUCUAUGUUCUAUUUGAUUUCAUUUUAGAAAAACACCAGUUGCCACUUACUAAUGGGUUACAAUACAAAGUUUAAGAAACAGAGGACCGAAACAGAAACUGCAUCAUCAUUAAAAUAAAAACAGAGCCAGGCAUG